Penicillium oxalicum is the source of this 1704-nucleotide messenger RNA. RefSeq names its product Protein RDR1. NCBI's taxonomy places the organism in Eukaryota, Fungi, Ascomycota, Eurotiomycetes, Eurotiales, Aspergillaceae. The record is from RefSeq and is a predicted model, not a curated record. Gene Ontology annotation, biological process: response to xenobiotic stimulus; regulation of DNA-templated transcription. Gene Ontology annotation, molecular function: DNA-binding transcription factor activity, RNA polymerase II-specific; zinc ion binding. The transcript has a single exon. The coding region runs from base 1 to 1704 and encodes 567 amino acids.
AUGAAUACGUCUCUCGGUACCCCAGAGCUUUCCAAGCGAAAACGUGCUCUCGUGGCGUGCAUUCCAUGCAGAGAACGCAAGCGAAAGUGUGAUGGACGGGAUCCCUGCAGCACUUGUAUCUCUUGGGGAUAUGACUGCUACUACCUGGCUCGUCGUCGGCGCCGGUCACGAAAAUCCAAGGCGUUGACUCCAGAUGCUCUGCCUGAUCAUCAUCACUCUCCAAGUCAGGGGGCGCGUUCUGCGGGUGAUGUGCAUGCGUUGGAAACAACUGAUACCGAUCGAAUCGACCUUGUUCGUCGCCUCGAGGCCAAUUCUGGGGCCGCGUUUGUCCGAAAGCUAGGCCUUAAAAUCGACCCAGCAAAAGCACCUAAACUCAAUUUGUUCAGCUGGAACAUUGGUGCCCGACAAUGUGCAUCUCCCAUGUCGUCCGUCUCGACAAUGCCCAUCGUCGAGAUCUUGGCACUUGAAGAGAUGAAAGCUAUGGCUCAGGUCUACUUUGAUAAAGUGCAUCUUUGCUAUGGAUUCAUUGAUCCGCAAGUGUUCUUCGAGCGUCUCAAUCUACGAUGGUCAAAUCAAAACUCAUGGGAUAUCUAUGACAGCACGCUUGCCGGUGUGGCGGCUCUAGGGUGCUUAUUCUCCAACCGACAGGCGACUAUUCCCGAACUACAUUUGGUUCGGACUGCCCGUCACAUUCUGGAUAUGCAGCAUCUGUCCGGUCCGCCCUCGAUUGAUCUACUCACAGGGUGGACACUACGUUCGAUCUACCUACGCAUGACAGACACUCCACACGCGACAUGGAUUGCGAGUUCCACUUUGAUGCACCUGAUCGAAGCUGCAGGACUCCACCCAGAGCCUCAAUCAGUCUUGCCGGCUCGAAUGCAGGGAAAUACAGACAUCCAGAGGCGGAUAGUUGGUAUCGCGCAUCAUCUGAACGUAUGGACCUCAUAUGAUCUGGGGUUGUCUCGUGUCUCCUUUCAGAACAAUGACUUGCCCGCACUUCCAUCCCACAAACCAGACGACUUGACUAUUGAACUUCUCCGGCUACUCCCCGUGUCGCUCAGCCUUGAUCCAAGCAAACCGAAGAAUGAGACAGAUCUCACCUCUGCUCUGUCGGGACUGCUGAACGGUGUUCAUGCUCAGCCACCGUCGGUCAUGGCACAGUGCAAUCUGGUGCUUUGCAUCCUGCGGCGCCUUCAUACUCAAAAUCUUAACAUCUCACCAGACCUCGCGACAGAGGUCCUUGGCGUUUUGAAGAAAGGAUUACAGAGCGCACGAAUUAUGGUUGCAAACUGCUCCCCAUGGCAUCACGCCGCAAAUGUGCCUUUUCAUAUCAUCUGCGUUCUUCUCGUCAUGGACACGCGUCCCUCCCUCGCCAUGUUACCUGAGGCGAUGGAGACUGUGAAGUUGGUUGCGACCACUUACGAUACUGAGACUAUGAGAGAAGCUUAUAAUACCGCUUGCUUGCUCGUGAUGCUGCACCAACAACGAAGGAAAGAUGACCUGGCGAUCUUCAGCGAGGCUUUGAUCGAACACCAACAGGACGACGGCCCGCUUAGUUCCACUCCACACAUUGACCCUAGCUCAGAGGAGUAUUCGUGGCUGGGUGCAUUAGUCGCCGACCUACCAGGACUUCAGAGGGUAGAUCUUGAUCAAUUCCUGGGAGCAGACAUACAGAAUCCCUUUUUCUUCGAACCCGCAGGUUAA